AUGUUGACCGAUGUGGACAUUAUCACAACGAUUGUCAUUGCUGGAACUCGAUCUCCGCCUGAACCGACUACAACAACAACAACAUCGACAGCAACGACGUCCUCUACUACGGAAGCAACCUCAACUUCUACAUCAACUACGACACCGCCGAUAGGUCGAAUUCCAAUUGUCCCUGUCAAUGGAACACUUGCAGCUGUUUACAAUACAUCUGUAGGUGGUGAUAGUACGGCAGCAACAAGCGGCUACGGUGUUGGCCAGUACCCACCGGGUCAAUCACCAAAGAUGGCGUGGGAUAAUGAUACAUCAACUGCGUAUAUAAAUUUUGGAUCAUGUACAGGCACUGAUUAUAAUAAUCAGUGUGGUUUGAACACUGGCUUCUAUCUUGAAUUACAACGUGGUUCAACUGUAGUAACGGCGCUACAAACGUACACAGGUGGUGAUCAUUCUGAACGUGAUCCACUAAUCGUGUCGUUAGAAGGAAGUAAUCAAUCAGGAUCAAAUCUGACACUUGGUAGCAGUUGGACUCUUAUUUAUAAUGGCAAUAGUGGAUUAGCAACCGAUCCAGGUCGUAAUAGCGGCGGCUCGAUACAACAAAUAAACAACACGAUUUCGUAUAAGAGUUAUCGAUUUCUUGUGUCUGGAAAACGAUCAACGUCAAACAGUGUUGCGUAUUCUGAACUGAUAUUGUAUGGAUACUAA
This is a messenger RNA of Adineta ricciae, 699 nucleotides long. The record is from the annotation of a GenBank genome assembly. NCBI's taxonomy places the organism in Eukaryota, Metazoa, Rotifera, Eurotatoria, Adinetida, Adinetidae.